Messenger RNA from Quercus lobata, 1933 nucleotides. RefSeq names its product beta-glucosidase 44-like. The coding region runs from base 150 to 1730 and encodes 526 amino acids. Gene Ontology annotation, molecular function: beta-glucosidase activity. The record is from RefSeq and is a predicted model, not a curated record. Gene Ontology annotation, biological process: carbohydrate metabolic process. NCBI's taxonomy places the organism in Eukaryota, Viridiplantae, Streptophyta, Magnoliopsida, Fagales, Fagaceae. The transcript has 11 exons.
UCUGAAUUAAAUCCAAAUUCUCUGUAUUAUUGCUUGUCUAUAUAAUUGCUCACUCGCACAUUAACAUUCUUCACUGCCAAUACUCUCUCUCUCUCUCUCUCGCUCUCUCUUUAUCUUUCUUUUUGUGUGUAUGUAUCUGUGGCUUCAAGAUGAGAAUAGGAAUAGCUCCAAUGUCAACGUGGUUGUUCUUGCUUAGUGUUGUUGUUAUCCAAUGCGUGGUGCUUCAUGCAAGUGGUACUACAGAGCCCAAGAAUGAAGGUUUAUUCUCAGACCCAGAGACUGAGAGCAUGAGUUUGGACAGUGGUGGACUUAGCAGAGACAAGUUUCCGAAGGGCUUUGUGUUCGGAACGGCCACUUCUGCAUAUCAAGUGGAAGGCAUGGCCCACAAGGAUGGUCGUGGGCCCAGCAUUUGGGAUACCUUUGUUAAAAUUCCAGGGAUUGUUGCAAACAAUGGGACUGCAGAUGUUUCCGUGGACCAGUAUCACCGUUAUAAAGAAGAUAUUGAAAUAAUGAAAAAGCUCAACUUUGAUGCAUACCGGUUCUCAAUUUCAUGGUCCAGAAUUUUCCCAGAUGGAACCGGGAAAGUAAAUCACAAAGGUGUGGCAUACUACAAUAGAUUGAUCAACUACUUGCUAAAAAGAGGCAUUACUCCAUAUGCAAAUCUAUACCAUUAUGAUCUUCCCUUAGCACUUGAGAAGAAGUACAAGGGAUUAUUAAGUGACCAAGUCGUGAAAGACUUCGCCGAUUAUGCAGACUUCUGUUUCAGGACAUUUGGAGACAGAGUGAAGAAUUGGAUGACAUUUAAUGAACCUAGGGUGGUCGCUGCUCUUGGAUAUGAUAAUGGGUUCUUUGCUCCUGGAAGGUGCUCCAAGCCAUAUGGAAAUUGUACAGCUGGAAAUUCUGCAACUGAGCCAUAUAUUGUUGCCCAUCAUUUGAUUUUAGCUCAUGCAGCUGCAGUGCAGAGAUAUCGGGAAAAGUAUCAAGAAAAACAAAAAGGAAGAAUUGGAAUUCUUUUGGAUUUCGUUUGGUACGAACCUCUUACCAGAUCUAAAGCUGACAACUAUGCAGCUCAAAGAGCAAGAGACUUCCAUGUUGGAUGGUUUAUUCAUCCCAUUGUAUAUGGUGAGUAUCCAAGAACAAUGCAAUAUAUUGUUGGGGAUAGACUACCCAAGUUCACAAAAGAGGAGGUUAAGAUGGUGAAAGGUUCAAUGGAUUUUGUGGGCAUCAACCAAUAUACUGCUUACUACACGUAUGAUCCACAUAAAUCAAAACCAAAAGUUUUAGGGUACCAGCAGGAUUGGAAUGCUGGAUUUGCUUAUAAAAAGAAAGGAGUGCUUAUUGGUCCAAAAGCAAAUUCUUAUUGGCUCUACAAUGUACCAUGGGGGUUGUACAAAGCCAUAACGUACAUAAAAGAGCAUUAUGGAAAUCCUACUGUGAUUCUAUCUGAAAAUGGCAUGGAUGACCCGGGUAAUGUCACAAUUUCUAAGGGAUUGCACGACACUACUAGAAUCAACUUCUACAAAGGCUAUUUGACUCAAUUGAAGACGGCCGUUGAUGAAGGAGCAAAUGUUGUUGGUUACUUUGCAUGGUCAUUGCUUGACAACUUUGAAUGGAGAUUAGGUUACACUUCAAGGUUUGGAAUUGUCUAUGUUGAUUUCGCCAACCUCAAGAGGUAUCCAAAGAUGUCUGCCUAUUGGUUCAAGCGUCUACUUCAAAGAAACAAGCAUUAAGCAGCCAGCUAUGUUCUUGUUAAUUAGAAAUGGUGUUAUGCAGUAAAACUAUAACUAAUAUCAAGGUACUAAUGCAGGUGCUAAGGUUCUUCCCUUCUGUUUACUUUUACAUUAAUAAAGUUUUUUUUCUUUUUCUUUCUUAAACUGUAAUCAUAUGGAAAUAACCAUGAAAUUUUAAGAAUGUCUUUCGAUGACUUCUGCAA